Molecule: messenger RNA, 459 nt
Organism: Jaculus jaculus (lesser Egyptian jerboa)
Lineage: Eukaryota; Metazoa; Chordata; Mammalia; Rodentia; Dipodidae
Gene: Il38
Product: interleukin 1 family member 10
Exons: 4
Coding region: 1-459 (152 amino acids)
Biological process (GO): cytokine-mediated signaling pathway; inflammatory response to antigenic stimulus; positive regulation of gene expression
Molecular function (GO): interleukin-1 receptor binding; cytokine activity
Source: RefSeq, a predicted model, not a curated record
AUGUGCUCCCUUCCCAUGGCAAGAUAUUACAUAAUCAAGGAUGCAGAUCAGAAGUCUCUUUACAUACGAGAUGGCCAUCUCCUGGUGGGAGACCCUGACUCAGACAACUGCAGUGCAGAGAAGAUCUGUGUACUUCCUAACAGAGGCCUGGACCGCACCAAGGUCCCCAUCUUCCUGGGGAUCCAGGGUGGGAGUCGCUGCCUGGCAUGUGUGAAGACAAGAGAAGGGCCUUCCUUGCAGCUGGAGGAUGUGAAUAUCGAGGACCUGUACAAGGGUGGUGAACAGGCCACUCGAUUCACCUUUUUCCAGAGCAGCUUGGGUUCUGCCUUCAGGCUUGAGGCUGCUGCCUUCCCUGGCUGGUUCCUUUGUGGUCCAUCUGAGCCUCAGCAGCCAGUGCAACUCACAAAGGACAGUGAGCCCUUAGCCCACACGGAGUUCUACUUUGAACAAAGUCGAUAG